AUGCACGACGGCGGCCACCACCACGAGGAUCCUGAAAUGCCUUCCCUUGACCUGCAGAAUCUGAAGGUAAUAUCGGCUCUCGGCCGUGGGGCGAAAGGCGUAGUUUUCUUGGUACAAACAGAGAAGGGAGAAUUACUUGCUCUGAAAGCAAUACUAAGAUCUUCGGUUGAGAAAGGGAAGGUCACAAGCAAUAUCGAUCCUAAUGAGUACAGAAGAAUUUGCUUCGAAAGAGAAGUAUUGAGCUCUUUACAUCAUCCACUUCUACCCAAACUUAAUGGAGUUUUACUCACAGAGAAAAUUGUUGGAUAUGCAAUUGAUUACUGUCCCGGUCGUGAUCUCCAUUCAUUGAGGAAAAAGCAAACUGAAAAGAUGUUCUCCGAUGAUAUUAUAAGAUUUUAUGCUGCGGAAUUGGUGCUGGCAUUGGAAUAUCUUCAUGGAUUGGGAAUUGUCUACAGAGAUUUGAAGCCAGAAAAUGUAAUGAUUCAAGAAAAUGGGCAUUUAAUGCUAGUGGAUUUCGAUCUAUCAACUAAACUUUCUGUAAAAUCACCAGAAAUCCGUUCAGAGAGAAAAUUAAAAUCCAGUCCAAAAUCGGAGCCAAGGAAGAAGAAAAAGAUGAUAUCCCAUCUCUUCAAGGUCCGCGACUCGGGCGUUUCGCCGGCCGACUCGGUCCAUCCGAAGGAAAUCGGCGGCGACACGGUAGAUUCAGACUCUGAUUCGGUGGAGAAGUCCAACUCAUUCGUCGGAACAGAGGAUUACGUGGCGCCAGAGAUCAUAUUAGGUAACGGCCACGAUUUCGCAGUCGACUGGUGGUGCUUAGGUGUCAUGUUGUACGAAAUGCUUUACGGCAAGACGCCGUUUCGGGGGGAAAACCGGAGAGAGACAUUUUUCCGGAUUUUAUCGAAGCCGCCGGAUCUUACCGGAGAAUUAACGCCGUUAAGGGACUUGAUCGGAAAAUUGCUUGAAAAGGACCCACGAAAGAGGAUCUCCGUUAAGGAAAUCAAGAGCCACGAAUUUCUUAAAACGGUUGAUUGGGAUUUUAUUUUGGAGAUGCCCCGGCCGCCGUUCAUUCCGUUACUGCCGGCGAAUGAGGACAUGGAUGGAAAUGAGGUAAUUGAUGUGGAGUCUUAUGUCCAAGGGGUGUUUGAAGUUGGUGAAGAUAAGAAUAUAGAGAAAAAUAAAAAUUCAGAAAGUAAUAAGAAUAAAGAUGUGUGGGUUGAAGGAUUUAAUCAUCCCGCACAAAUUCAAAAUAACGAUUUUUUGAUAUUUUAA
Messenger RNA from Fraxinus pennsylvanica, 1269 nucleotides. The record is from the annotation of a GenBank genome assembly. NCBI's taxonomy places the organism in Eukaryota, Viridiplantae, Streptophyta, Magnoliopsida, Lamiales, Oleaceae.